ACUAGCUUCUAUUGAUAUACUGGGCGCUUUCCAUUCAUUGAAAAACUUGGAAAUUUCCAGUGGCGAAUGGAACAGCGUUUUGCGGAAUUUGCAAAAAAAGGACUGCCUUGUAAUGUAGUUGACAGGAGAUAAAUGUUCCAAAUGAUUCAAAUCCUUUUCCAGAAGUGGAAAACAUUUCUCAAAUUAUGGUUUUCAGCGGUGGCGGUUCAAAUUCUCUUCUACCAAUAUUUCAGCAACGAAGACAAAUCACAGCAUCUCGAGAACUCGAUGAGAAUCUCGCGUCAUAUCGACCACUUCCAAGUAAACUGGUGUCGUGUUCGUAGAGCUCGAGUCGACUUGGACUCGCUGUUGAGACCUUGUUUCUACAACGUCUCGUGGAAUGGAGAGUCACCGAACCGUCAGCUACAAACGGAUGCCGCUAAAAGUUUGAUUUCGUUCUUUGACAUUAGACCAGCGGGUCAGUUCAGCCGCUUUAGCAUUCAAACCAAGACUCGCGAUGGAAAACUGAAGCUUAUUGGUGGCGACUCGUGGCGUGUUUUGCUUCGCGGUCCGGCCACGGUGUCACCCACUGCUUUUGAUCAUGGAAAUGGUACAUACGAAUUUCUGUUUCUAGUUAUGGAUCCAGGAGUAUAUAAGUUGGAUAUCACUUUGGACUAUAGCUUAUGUGAUGGAUACCGCGAUCCACCGAAAAACUGGUUUAUAGUUGGGAAUUCUCACGGUAAAGUGCAGAAAGAUGGUACGCUUGGUGUAAACCGUGCAAAGGAAGAUUACCUUCUUCAACCGUUCCACAAUGGGAAACUCCUCAUGAUCAGUGUACCGUUGCCUAGUGAUGGUGGAACCCAUUUAAUAAACAGGCUAUCAAGGCGUUCUGACAGUGCAAAUGUUUCCUUUGGCCUUGACCUGUCGUGUGGUAUGAAAUGCAAUUUCAUGUGGGAUGGCUUAGGCCGUUGGCUGGGAAAAAAUUGGAAGCCAUAUCUUAGAGGGAUUUCAAAUGAUCCCCAGCUUAAAACCUUAUCUUCUCCAGGUCCCAAACUUCAAACAUUGUGGAUUUUCGGUGACUCACAAGCUGAACGAUUGUAUCUAUCAAUAAAGAAUGGAACGCUGUGUAAAGAGAUCUUUAAAACUUGUAAUCUCACUAAAAUGUGGACGUACGCUUGGCCGAGUGUAACACCAGUAGCCUGGGACGACAAGGACUUUAAUCCCCAGCAAGUUGUAGAUCUUGUUCGAAGAGUUCUGGAAAAACCGGAGAUGAAUGAAAACAGCGCAAUGGUUUUAAAUCUGGGCCUACACUACAUUGAAAGCACAAGUCUCGCAAAUUAUCGCCAACUGCUGAAUGGAGUUAUAGAUCUUUUAAAUGAAAGGAACGCAGAAACUGGUGAUUCGAAGCAUAAGGCACGUAUUAUUUGGAAAACUACAACAUCUAUGAACAAGGAAAAAGACACAGGAAGCCGGUUAAAGAGCGACUGGCAACGAUUCCUAAACUUACCGCGAGUGGGACUCUACAAUGCCUUGGCCACGUCCCUUAUGUGCGGAGCUGGCUUGGAGGUCCUUGAUGUUUACCCAUUUACUAGGUCCUAUCCAGGAGGUACCGGGGGACCCGACGUUGCGCAUUACAAGGAACAUGACACGGUACAUUUCAAGUACCUAGCCAUGAAGCCUCUUGAUCUAUUUUUGGAAGAUUACUUUCUCGGCAAAGUACCACUUCCUAUAGAUCUUCAAAAUUAUCAAUUUUCUUGACUUCGCGGGCCUUACCAGUUUUAAUUACAAAGGCUGAAACUCUUAACCUCGAAUUAUCCUUUUCAAGAUACAAAUCAGUUAUCUCAUAUUUUUUGUCGUAGUAUCUAGAUAUUGAUUAAAUUUUAUCAGUCAGUUUAUUUGUGAACUACGCAAUCGUUUCUUUGCCAAAUUUAAGCUAGUAUUUUUUUUCUCAGGCAAUAACCCGUGACAGAGCUGGGAACAUUUUGCCUAAUAGGGAACCCGAGUUACGGAAGGCUUACGAGCGAAAUCUUUCCGCAGCGGGAAGAACAAACCCAUGGAAGUUUUGCUUCCAGAAAAAGUUUCUCACAACGUUGUAAAUUUAAAAGGAAAAAUCACUCAUUGAGUUGAAGGUUUAAUUGUUGUCCUUGAGAGGGAGCGUUUUGAUACCCCUUAACAAGAGACAAAGUGAAACAGUAGUUGACCAGUUUUACCGUAGUUUGCCGUUGUUUGUGUUCUAGCCAUUGCGACUGAUCAUGAACUGUUAGGCGUCAAUGGUACUAGGUCCCAUUUAUCUCUUAAAAUGCCUUACUUCUCUACCGUUUGUUGCCCAAGACUAAGUGCAUAAAUGGAUAUUGGCGAAAGAAAUGCUGAAGGUUACGAGGUAAGAGUGCUAUAUGAAGGUGAAAAUCUCUGUCUACAGUUAUAACGUCUUGAUAACCUACAAAUUUUCGUUGGCUAGCAUUCAAAGAAAUGUAAGAAGAUCGUUGGGGAGAAAUUGAUACUUUGAGCCUGGAAUGUGAGUGAUCAGCAACAAAUUUCUGUUCACAAAACUCCUUCGCAUGUUGUUGUCAAAUUAGCAGCUAAGACAUUUAAUUGGGAAAGGCUCAGCGCCACCCAUACAUUUAUAAAUAAUAAGGUGGUUCUGAACUCUUCAGAACAUUCGAUGGCCACUUGCCAUCUCCAUGGCAACUAAAUUUAACGUCAAACGCAUCUGAUUCUGUUUUACAGAACGUUCUCUGUCAGCAUUGUCCACUUAGCCAGCUGGUGUAGAGUGCCAAAAACGAGAAGGUUUAUUUAAUUACUAAGAAAUAGUUUCUCCCUUACAAUAAAGCAGUUUUAUUUUA
Messenger RNA from Orbicella faveolata, 2822 nucleotides. RefSeq lists its product as uncharacterized. The record is from RefSeq and is a predicted model, not a curated record. Lineage: Eukaryota; Metazoa; Cnidaria; Anthozoa; Scleractinia; Merulinidae.